AAAUAUUAUAGAAGAAGAAGAAGAAUGUUCAUGACACGUUCGUGUUGUUUUCUUUUUCAAACUGUACGUUCGGACAAGUAGUCUUGGUGACGGACAGCCUCCGGAGGUGAAGACUAAGGCACUGAUUUAAAGCAUCAUGGAAGGGGACAGUAAACCACUACUGGACCCAGUGUGUAGAGGAAGCUACACAGACAAAGGCUCCACAGAUUCACUGGACCGAGGGGCAAGGAGGCCUUUCCACGUGGAGCAUCGGAAUAUAGUGGAGAAUGAGCCCUCUGAGAGGGUGUCAGCAGAGGCCUCUGUCCUCAGCAGCAGAGUGCACUACUAUAGCCGACUCACUGCCUCCUCUGACAGACUGCUGAGCCCUCCAGACCAUGUGAUCCCCUGUCAAGAGGAGCUCUACGUGUACAGUCCUCUGGGGAUGGCCUUCAAAGUGACUGGAGGGGACGGAGGGGCCAAAAACCCCAGCAUCAUCACGAUUUUUGCCAUAUGGAACACGAUGAUGGGGACAUCUAUACUCAGUAUACCAUGGGGGAUAAAGCAGGCAGGGUUCACGUUGGGCAUCAUCCUCCUGAUCUCUAUGGGUCUGCUGACCCUCUACUGCUGUCUCAGAGUGCUAAAAUCACCCAAGUCAAUACCGUAUAUCGACACGUCAGACUGGGAGUUCCCUGACGUGUGUAAAUAUUACUUUGGGAAGUUUGGCCAGUGGUCCAGUCUGGUGUUUUCCAUGGUGUCACUCAUUGGUGCUAUGGUGGUCUACUGGGUCCUAAUGUCCAACUUCCUCUUCAACACUGGCAAAUUCAUCUACAACUAUGCGCAUAAUGUCAGCAUGUCCGAUACAGAGUUUGGAACCAACGGGUCAGAAAGAGUGAUCUGCCCGUUCCCCGACACGGGGGACCACAGAGGGAACUGCAGCAGCGGCAUCAGCGGCCUCUACCUGAACACCAACAACUACGGCAACGACACGUCAGACACUGCCGUGUUCGACCGCUGGUGGAGCAAGACCAACACCAUCCCAUUCUACCUCAUCAUCCUGCUGCUACCGCUGCUCAACUUCCGCUCUGCUUCCUUCUUCGCCCGCUUCACCUUCCUGGGCACCAUAUCUGUGGUCUACCUCAUCAUCCUGGUCACACUAAAGGCUAUUCGUCUGGGCUUUCACCUGGAGUUCCACUGGUUAGAAUCCACUCAGUUCUACGUUCCAGAAUUCAGGCUGCUGUUCCCUCAGCUGACUGGUGUUCUCACCUUGGCCUUCUUCAUCCACAACUGCAUCAUCACCUUGAUGAAGAGCAACAAGCACCAGGAGAACAACGUGCGGGACUUGUCUGUGGCCUACCUACUGGUUGGACUGACGUACCUAUACGUGGGAGUGUUGAUCUUUUCUGCGUUCCCCUCCCCUCCUCUGUCAAAAGACUGCAUUGAACCAAACUUCCUGGAUAACUUCCCCAGCAGUGACGUGCUGGUGUUUGUGGCACGGACCUGUCUGCUUUUCCAGAUGACCACUGUCUACCCCCUUCUGGGCUACCUGGUGCGUGUCCAGAUGAUGAGCCAGGUCUUCGGCAAACACUACCCCAGUUUCUUCCACGUUUUCACUCUGAACAUUUUCAUCGUUGGCACUGGUGUCUGCAUGGCGAAGUAUUACCCCAACAUUGGCUCCAUUAUAAGGUACUCGGGGGCGACGUGUGGCCUGGCCCUGGUCUUUGUCUUCCCCUCUCUAGUCCACAUGAUCUCCCAGAAGCGUAGAGGGGAGCUCAGCUGGCCCUCGGCCAUCUUCCACAGCCUCCUCAUUGUCCUGGGCGUGGCCAAUGUGGCAGGACAGUUCUUCAUGUAGUUAUGCCACUACUUGGUUGGUCUGUCCCUCAAUGAAGCUGGGUUGUGUUCAUUAGUCACCAAACGGAAGAAAAUGGACAGAAACAGGGAGGUGGGACGACUUGGACUUGUCCAUUGUGAAAUGCUAAUUUUAGUUUUCCGAUGAGUGCCCUGAUUACGACCCGGCACAAGCCUUUUGUAUACAUUGUGUACGGUUCAGAGAGAUGCAAGAGACAGCAUCCAACUCUCAUGGUCUGGUUUGCACAGGGAGCAGUCUCUGGGGAAUUCAAGCUAAUGUCUUUCUACUUUAACUGCACGUUCUCUUCUUUCAGUGGGAGUUUCAUGUCCAUUUUAGAUUGCUUCUUUGGAAAUGUGCAUUAGUUUUGCUCCCUCCACAAACAUGCUAAUCAUUCUGUCUUUUUAUUAAGGGCAUUGACUUUCACCUCGGAACUAUCCUCCUUCAACAUGAUGGUGCAGAAAUGUUUUAGUUUAUUUUAUGUUGAUUUAAUUUUUAUUUUUUUGGUAGUUCAGUAGGACUGAGCUAGCCUUGCACAGCCUUGUUCACAUGUACUGUUCUGAUAACUAAUCUUUCGUUAUUUCCUCCUUUUUAGGUUGAUUUAUUUUGGGGUUUCCAUUGUAGUUUGAACAAUUUAAGCACUGUUCUUCUCAUCAGCGUAAAAUACACUCAUAUUUAAUUUUUUGGUUUAAAUGCAAUUCAUAUGCAGAACAUAGAAAGCAACCCAAUUGAAUAAGUUGAUUAUAAAUCAUGUGUGCGUAGCUUGCGUCAAAGUAGAACAGUGCAAUGGCAAGAAGUCUGUGGGAGAGUUGUCAAUAGAUAAUCAUGUGGUCAGACUUUCUGUAGCAUAAUUCCCCAGAGAGUGAAGCAUUUGACUGACAAAUGUUACUGAAUGAUUCCCUUACACACGUUCCCCUCCCUCCUAUUCUCCCCCUUCUGUUUGAACACUAUACGUUCUAUAUAGUUCAUAUUAUUCUGGGGGAAAUGCACAAAUCAUGUCCUGUAUUCAGUCUUAUCUUUUUGAGGGGGAAUCUGGAUGGAAUUAUUUGACUUGUAAAAGCAGGGAAGCAAUUUGUGGUGACUGUUAGGCCUUUUGAAUUGUCUUGGCCCCUUGUGGAUAUUUGUGGGGAGUUCAUUUGUUCCCUGGUUCUUAAAGGGAAAUGCCACUCAAACUAUUCACGUUUGUUUCAUUAGUCCACUGUUGAUACGGUCCAAUGUUUCAUUAGUCCACUGUUGAUACGGUCCAAUGUUUCAUUAGUCCACUGUUGAUACGGUCCAAUGUUUCAUUAGUCCACUGUUGAUACGGUCCAAUGUUUCAUUAGUCCA
This is a messenger RNA of Oncorhynchus nerka (sockeye salmon), 3148 nucleotides long. RefSeq names its product solute carrier family 38 member 9 (gene slc38a9). Gene Ontology annotation, molecular function: L-amino acid transmembrane transporter activity. The transcript has 15 exons. Lineage: Eukaryota; Metazoa; Chordata; Actinopteri; Salmoniformes; Salmonidae. The coding region runs from base 137 to 1828 and encodes 563 amino acids. The record is from RefSeq and is a predicted model, not a curated record. Gene Ontology annotation, biological process: amino acid transmembrane transport.